Messenger RNA from Galeopterus variegatus (Sunda flying lemur), 243 nucleotides. Its product is annotated as WAP four-disulfide core domain protein 10A-like. The transcript is spliced from 2 exons. Lineage: Eukaryota; Metazoa; Chordata; Mammalia; Dermoptera; Cynocephalidae. Gene Ontology annotation, cellular component: extracellular region. Gene Ontology annotation, molecular function: peptidase inhibitor activity. The record is from RefSeq and is a predicted model, not a curated record. The coding region runs from base 1 to 243 and encodes 80 amino acids.
AUGUUGUCCAAGGCUCUGAUUCUCAUCCUGCUCCUCAGUGCUCUGCUGGAGGUCCAUGCAGGGACCCGUUCCCGUUCCCACAGGAGUACACAGAGACCAGAGCUAUCCCUGGAAGUCAAGGUUUGUGAGAAACGGCCCAACUUUUAUCGGUGCAAAUACCACUGUGAAUCUCACAAAGACUGUCAAGCAAAUAACAUAUGUUGUUUAACCUUCUGUGGGAAUGUUUGCAUGAGCCUGCUGUGA